Messenger RNA from Raphanus sativus (radish), 728 nucleotides. RefSeq lists its product as uncharacterized. The transcript is spliced from 4 exons. The record is from RefSeq and is a predicted model, not a curated record. Lineage: Eukaryota; Viridiplantae; Streptophyta; Magnoliopsida; Brassicales; Brassicaceae. Bases 134 to 622 code for a protein of 162 amino acids.
AAGCCACGGGAUCAAAAUUAGGGUUUGCUUAGAAAAAAAAGCUUAUAAGACGACCUAGCCUAACCCCUUAGCUGCUAAAAUUAUCCGAGAACGUUCGUAUUAAUCGGAGAUCGACGACUUGGUACUAUCAACGAUGAACACUUGCACAUCAUCAAACACUGCUCCCAUGCCACCAACGAGUGAUCCAUUGAAGUUGUUCAUGGAAGACAUUGAAAAAUCUCAAACAUUAACACUUCAUGGAAAAUGCGUCAAGAUCCAUGUAUAUCUUGCCUCUCUCAAGGAGGAGAUGAGUAAGAUCAAGGAUCUCGGACUUCCUAACUCCAAACAACUCUUAGAUCAUGCUAUCAAGACUCUUGAGGUGGAACAUGGUAGAUUUUCAGAAAAACUAAAGGAUAGUACGAAUCAAACAGGAGUUAUAGAUGUGGACGUAUUUCCGGAAGAGAUAAGAGUCUCUCAGAAUCCAAGCCUAAACCCAACUAACACUGUGCUACGAGCACAGCCAAUAUCGAUGCAAAGUAAACAAGGAACAUUGCAUCACGGAUUGGCGCAACAAGGAUCACUGCAACAACAUCGAGAAUUACUGCAACACUUAGGGCAACAAGUAUUCGGGAAACAAGGAUGAGAGUAUAGUUUUUGAAAAAAAAAAAAAAAAAAUUUUAAUUAAGUGCCCUUUUGAAGAUUUUCAUUUACUCUUAGGUUUUUCUAUGUUUUGAUAUUUUAUUUCUCUC